Molecule: messenger RNA, 2580 nt
Organism: Zygotorulaspora mrakii
Lineage: Eukaryota; Fungi; Ascomycota; Saccharomycetes; Saccharomycetales; Saccharomycetaceae
Gene: STO1
Product: Sto1p
Exons: 2
Coding region: 1-2580 (859 amino acids)
Biological process (GO): nuclear-transcribed mRNA catabolic process, nonsense-mediated decay; mRNA export from nucleus
Cellular component (GO): nuclear cap binding complex; nucleus
Molecular function (GO): RNA cap binding; protein binding; mRNA binding
Source: RefSeq, a predicted model, not a curated record
AUGUCUGGAAGAAAAAGAAGAGCAGAUUUCGACGAUGAUACUGGUCCCCGUGAUUUCAGGCCACGGAUGCCUAAAAGACAGAGGGUACCACCAGUGGUUCAACUAUGUAAGGAGAUGAUGCCGGAUAUUCGCACGAUUGGAGAGUCUGUGAGAGCUUUUCCUGAGGAUAUCAAGUUCUUAAGUGACGCCAUUGUGAAUGAAUAUGGCCAUGAAGAUUAUUUUAACGAAGCACUGUUGAAAACUUUUCGAGCAGUAGUGUUCGAACAGCCACACAAAUUGCCUGCGAUUGGCCUUCUAACAAUGGUGGUUAAUAAAGAGAAUGAGGUUGCAGCAAAGAGCGUGAUCAAUUUCUUCUUUGAAGAGUUGCAAAAGUAUUGCAAUGAGGCUACCAAUGAGAAUUUUUCAGCUACUUCAAAUGAAACUGGACCCUGGAAUAAGGUUAAAUUGAUUCUGAGAUUCUUGGCCACUUUGUCACCAAUUUUGAUACGUGAUGAAAUUGUUGAUAUUUUCAGAUCGUUACUAGAGUUGAGUAUCGCACUAAAGAGCAAGGAUUUAUCAAAAAGAAAUCCAUUGUCUGAAGAAAUUUACACAAAUACUCUUUUGGACAUACCUUAUUUGUUUAUAUUUAACAGGGAAGAUAAGGCUCUUCAAAGCAUGGUUGAAGAGCUCGUUACAUUUGUUGAACAGAACUACUCUGUAGCUACUUCCGAUAUCGACCUUUUGAAGGAGUACAAUAAAAAUAGUCCCUAUCAAAGUUUAGAAUUGAGCACAAUUGUUUUGCCUAACGUGAAAAAAGCUCUGGCUUAUGAUAUGGAACAGUUGUCCAAGAUUUUUCCCGAAUGGUUACAUCUACUACCAGAACAAGCAGUUGAUCAUGGUUUCAAUGAGCAAUUGAAGUUGCCAUCGGUGGAGGAAUUAGUUCCAUUUAGCUACUUGAAUAUGAAGAUGGGUUCCGUUGAUAGCAUGUGGAGAAACCCGAGAUAUGCAUUCCACGUAUAUCUACCAAACUCAGUCGGUGAUUUUGAGACUGUUGUUCCCAUAACGACAUAUGCGGGACAGAUCUUCAACGAUAUUAUCAUUGAUAUAGUUGAGAGCUUGGAAUUCAACAGGAAAGAAGUUGCAAAACAAAUCAUUUCUUUGGAUACAUUUUUCAAACCGGGUAUAUUUGCUGAACCUGGUAUAUCAAUUGCCCAACUAGCAUCGACUUAUGAAGAGGAUCCUUUAGCGUCGACCUUUAAAAUUGAAGAUCUAGCCAUAGAAACUACACUCAGCCUGAUUUUCAAGUUACCGGAUGUCUCACAACCCUUUGCCUAUUUUUACACACUUUUAGUCGAAAUCUGUCAAAAUUCGCCUAAAGCUAUUGCUCCUGUUUUUGGUAGAGCGUUCAGAUUUUUCUACAACAACUUGGACAACUUAGAUUUGGAACUGAAAAUGAGGUAUUUAGAUUGGUUUUCUAUUCAAAUGAGUAACUUCAACUUCUCUUGGAAAUGGAACGAGUGGGAAAACGACUCUUUAAGAUUUGGACAUGUUGUAUACAACCCAAAGAUGGUGUUUGCCAAAAAUCUAAUACGUAAGGAACUGAGAUUAACCUCUAAUACGUUGGAUGUCGAGGACAGUUUGCCAGAAGAAUUUAAAAAAUAUCUUGAUAGCUCAUAUGUACCAAGAGAGCAGUUGGUCAAAUAUUAUCAAUCGCUGUUCGUUCCUGGACAUAUUAUCAACGAUUCAGACGUGAAGAAAAGUGAUCUUUUCUUCAAACAGGAUUCGGUUCCAAUGUCCGAGCAAGUUCGUCUGAUUUUGGACUAUAUUCACAAACAAAAUGACUCACGAGAGAUCAGUGAACUAGAAAACAUACUGGGUAGUAUGAAACAGGAAUUUGGUUCUAUAAUUUCAAACUUUGAUCGCUUCGUUGUCGCACUACUAGUUCAAACAGUAGUCCAUUCAGGGAGUAGAUCCUUGUCGCAUGCCAAUAAAUAUAUCAGUGAUUUGAAGAAUGAUCUAAAUCAAAUUUUCAGCAAACUAGAGAUUUCAGACGAGCUGCUACAAUUUACCAUAGUGGAAGCUGUUCUUAGAUUUUGGAAUACAAAUUCACAAAAUGGCUUUUUGAUUGUUGAUGCUUUCAAGCACGCUGGAUUUGUGACUCCAAUUGCUAUAUUAAACUUUUCAUUCACGGAAGAUCAUGAUAUAAAUUAUGGUUUGGUGGAUGCAACUUCAAUUGAAUCAACCUUUAGAAACUUAUCACAACAUACUGAAAAUUCUGAUUGUCUUCAGUACCUGUUUGAAAAGCUUUUCACAAUAGUAACUGGUACGAUAUCCAUUUUGCAAAUUCAGCCUCACGAAGAGAUCUCCAUUCCAGAACUUUCGGAUGACAUGGAUAUCGAUGUGUCAGACGAUAUACCAAGGUUGAAUCUUUUAUGGAAAUAUGAAACUUCAAUGAGUUUUAUAAAAAGCGCGUUAAGAAAGCAUUCAAGAGAGUUCAGACCCUUAGUGGAAAACAUCAAAGCUGGCAUUGAUACAGCCUGCGCUCACGAACAAACUAAGAUACGUCUGCUCACAUGGAUUGAAGAAGUCAAUAUGAUUUGA